Drosophila takahashii is the source of this 1053-nucleotide messenger RNA. RefSeq names its product coiled-coil domain-containing protein 130 homolog. Lineage: Eukaryota; Metazoa; Arthropoda; Insecta; Diptera; Drosophilidae. Gene Ontology annotation, biological process: mRNA splicing, via spliceosome. The record is from RefSeq and is a predicted model, not a curated record. Gene Ontology annotation, cellular component: U2-type spliceosomal complex; post-mRNA release spliceosomal complex.
UAAAAUAAGCAAAAAAUGGGUGAACGCAAGGGUCAAAACAAGUACUACCCGCCCGACUAUGACCCGAAGAAGGGCGGCCUCAACAAGUUCCAGGGCACCCACGCCCUGCGGGAGCGCGCCCGCAAGAUCCACCUCGGGAUCAUCAUCAUCCGCUUCGAGAUGCCCUACAACAUCUGGUGCGACGGCUGCAAGAACCACAUCGGCAUGGGUGUGCGCUACAAUGCGGAGAAGACCAAGGUGGGCAUGUACUAUACCACGCCGGUCUUCAAGUUCCGGAUGAAGUGCCACCUGUGCGACAAUCACUUCGAGAUCCAGACGGAUCCCGGCAAUCUGGACUAUGUCAUACUCUCGGGUGCCCGACGGCAGGAGAACCGCUGGGAUCCUCUGCAGAACGAGCAGGUCGUGCCGGAAACCAAGGAGGUGCAGAAGCGCCUCUUCGACGACGCCAUGUACAAGCUGGAGCACCAGGCCAAGGAUGCCAAGGCGGGCGCCGAUGCCAAGCCGGUGCUCCAGAAGCUGAUGGAGCGCAACAUGAGUGUGUGGGACGACAGCUACGUGGCCAAUUGCCGCCUCCGCGGGGAGUUCCGCCAGCAGAAGAAGGAGAUCGAGGGUCAGCAGAAGCUGGAUCGCCAGCUGCUGGCCAAGAGCAGUCUGGACAUUGCCCUGUUGCCGGAAACCAGUCAGGACCGGGAAAUGGCCGCCCUGAUGAAGCUGCAAACGAGGUCGGCGCUGGAAAGGGAGGCCGAGCAGCGGCUGGAGCUGCUCAUGCGUCCAGCGCUGCCGGGCGCAACAGCCACUACUUUCGGUGGCCUCAAGCGGCAGAAGGCGCUGAAUAGUCAGCUGCAACUACAGGAUCUGGGCAUUCGGCGAAGGAAACUGGACGAAACGGAGGCUUCAAGUUCAAAUGAUAAACCCCUCAGCUUGGUGGGCGACUACUCCUCCUCGGAUAAUGACUCAAACAGCUGACUUCACAAAGCAUUCGUUUAUACAUAAUACAAUAAUUAUAAAAAAUACAGGACCUAAUACAAUCCUUCAUUGGGAUCCGCAGCUUCA